AAGACUUAUAAUCUUUCGAUCAGAGAAGGGUAAGGUACUACAGAGAUUUCUUAAAACUAUGGCUCUUACAGAAGUCCAAUGGCGUUCGAUCGUAACUCAGAAAGAUCCUACGGAUGUUUCCCCAAGUUUAGGUGUUCGAAGAUGCUUAUUUGGACCGGUUGAUCACUCAGAAACACGCGCGCAUCUACAACGAGAAAUGAAAACUAUGGUGGAAGAUGGGAUUCGACGAUGGAACUUCGAUUUUGAGAAGGGAACACCGUUAAAAGGAAGAUAUCUAUGGCAUAAAACACCUUCAAAUGAUGUUCAAAAUGACAUUCCUUCGUCAAGCAUUACUUUAAAUUCAAGGAUUUCUACAUUAAGAGACUCUAGUUGUACGAAAAGUGCCGACGUAGAAUUGAAUUCUUCAGCUACUACUACUACUACUACGAGUAUAACGUGUGAAAAUUCCACAACUCAAACCAGCAAAAUAACAGAGCAGAAUCCACGAAAAAGAGUCCCGAUUAACAAAAUUACAGGAUUUCUGAAGCAGAAGAAGCCGAAAUUAUGCUCAAAAAUCGAUAAAGAUACGCCAUCUUUUCGAAGACAAACGCGAUCUUCCGUCAAACAAGCCGGACAAAUGCGUUUGGACAAGUUUUUAAAUUGAAACAAAAUUCAUGAAUGGCUUCAAAUAAAGAAUCAUCCACGUUUUGGAGCAAGAAAUUCAAAAAUACAUUAGAGAUAUCUUGUCAAAGAAUCAAUUUUGAUGAUUUCAGACACUUUAAACUCUUUAUAGAUAUUGUAAAAAAAUAUAUUAUGUGAAUAUAAAGAAAAAGCCGUUAAAGGGAGAAAAUCUUUUAUAUCUCUGUAUGGCAUGCUUUUGAGAUCUUUAUCUUCAUCACAUCUUCAUUCUCCAAGAGAAUAAGUACAAACUAUUUUGUUAUCUUCAUCCUAAGGAUGGGCUAUAUGUUACUAUUUCUUAAUGUUUGACUAUUGCAUAAUAAUAUUUCUCUGGAUACAGAUGUAGUUAAAUAUAUUGUUCUCAAUAGAGAAUGUUUGGUUAGACAUUAAAAGACAUUUAUUUGAUUUA
Messenger RNA from Actinia tenebrosa (Australian red waratah sea anemone), 1066 nucleotides. RefSeq lists its product as uncharacterized. Gene Ontology annotation, cellular component: nucleus. Gene Ontology annotation, molecular function: cyclin-dependent protein serine/threonine kinase inhibitor activity. Lineage: Eukaryota; Metazoa; Cnidaria; Anthozoa; Actiniaria; Actiniidae. The record is from RefSeq and is a predicted model, not a curated record. Gene Ontology annotation, biological process: regulation of cell cycle.